AUGGCGGAGAGGGAGCAAGGCGCGUCGACGAGUCCUCCCCCUGCCGUGCAGCCAGCACCAGACGUCGCGAAUUCCCCGCCGUCAGCCUCCGAGUCUCCCGAGGCGGCCGGCUCGGGGUGGGUGCGGCUGGUGCACGUGGAGAUCGCAGGCGCGCGGAAGCUUCUCCCCAAGGACGGCGCCUUCUCCAGCCCCUUCUGCGUCGUGGAGUUCAACGGUCAUACGAAGCGCACGCACACAGUGGAGAGGGACCUCAACCCCGUGUGGGAUGAGAAGUUCGUGUUUGCAGUCCCCAUCCCUUCACCCCUCAACCCCUCACUGGCCGACCACCAAGAGCCAGUCCACGUCACCAUCUACACCCUCUCCUCUGCCGCCGCCCCUCUUGUUGCGGCCGGCAGUAUCUCGGCCAGCUUUCGCCGCCCGGUGCUGGGCUCCGCCCCUAGUGGGGGGGCGGCAGGCGAUCCGGAGAGAAGCGUGUUUCUGGGGAAGGUGCAGGUGCCCGUCCGCAUACAUGCCCUUGCGCCCGGUAUCCCUCUCCACCCCUCCGCACCCCUCGCCUGGCUGCCUCUUGAGCGCCGAUCCCUUGUCAACCGCGUGCGGGGCGACCUGGGCAUGGCAGUGUCUUACCAGGACGUGCCAGCCUCAUCCAUCAACCCCGACUGUCUGGACGAGUUCGACAAAUGCGAGGCCGACAGGUGGCACCUCCCGCCGUCCGCGUCCAGGUCAUAUUUUUCCGACGAUGAAAACCUGCCCACAGCCCUCUCCCACCAACUCUCCAGACACAGCAGCCGCAAUGCUGCCUCACAUUCCUCCACUCCUCCCACCUCUCUCCCCCUUCCCACCGCUCCCCCUGUUCCCCCCACUCUUCCCACUCUCCCUACCCUCCCCACUCUCCCCCUUCUCCCCACGUUCCCCUCUCUCUACACCUCCUCCCCCCUCGCCACCAUCAUCUCUUCUGACGAGUCUCCUUUCGCGCCCGUUUCACCCUCCUCCACUGCCCUCUCCCCACUGCUUCCCCCCACUUCUGCUCCCGGCAAUGCGCAACGCCAUGCCACUGUGCCUGCUGAGAAAGCGGGGGUAAAGGGCGAGGGGCGAGGGAUACAGGGGGGAGGGGAAAAGGAGGCAGAUGAAGGAAACGGAGAGGGGGAGGGGGAAGAGGAGGGAGAGGGAGAAGAGGAGGGAGAGGAGGGAGAGGAGGGGGAGGACGAGGUGUUGUUGGCAAUGGAGCCGAUUCUGUUUGUGCGCGUGGUGCAGGCGCGCUCACUGCUAGGGCUAGAUCUCAAUGCCUCCAGUGACCCCGUGAUUCGCACUGGUGACAGUGAGUCAUGCGCGCUCACCUCCCACACACCUCUCACCAUUUCCUUUCCCCGUCCCCCAUGUGCACGUGCAUGUCAGUUCGCGAUGGUGACGGUGGGCAAGGUCACAGCCCGCACUCGCACCGUCCCUGAUGACGUCAACCCCAAGUGGAACCAGGUCACCCUCGCUCUUCCCUCGCUCGCUCUCCCUCCUUUGCCACUGCUCCCCUUCUUGCACCUCCAUGUCUUUGCCAUCGGCCAGUCCGCCACGUCCUUUUCUCUCGCCAAUCCCUCUUCCACGCUCGAGAUAGUGCUCAAGAACGAGAACCGCCUGAUGAGGGACUCCUUCCUGGGAGCCAUCACGCUGCCAGUCGCCUCUCUCCCCCACCGCGUCCCCCCUGCCCCCCCCGUUGACCCGCGCUGGAUUCGCCUCGACAAGAAAGCUGCCAGCGCCCCUGCCAACACUGCUCGCAGCACUGUAAAAGGCGAGCUGCAGGUGGCGGCGUGGAUAGGCGUGAGGGCGGAUGAGCAGUUUGCAGAGGUGUGGCAGUCGGACGUGAAGGGCGUGGCGCACCACCGCUCCCGCACCUACCCCUCUCCACGCCUCUGGUACCUGCGGGUUCACCCCUGCAAGCUGGAGCACCUCUCUGUACCACGUGUUGCACCCAACCUGGUGGUGCGGCUACGAGUGCCCUGCGGCAUGCAGGUGCAGACAAGCCCCGCCACCCACCGCACUCCGGUGCCGCCCGGCGAAAGUUAUGCGGGCGGGGUGGGUGACCGCAAAGCGAGCGGCUGUAGCGACGAGGAGGAUGAGGAUGACGAGGGGGAGGAGGGCGACAAGGAGGGUGAGGACGGGGGUCGGGAGGAGGAGAGGAGAGUGGGUGGAGAUGAGGGUAGCGGUGUUGGCGGGAAGGAGAGGAGCAGCCCACCCAAGGGAGCAGCGACGGGUGCGGGCACAGAGCAGGGCGCUGGGGAGAGGACAGGUGCAGGCAGGGUUGCAGGAGGGGAGGAGGGGCGGGAGAAGGGGGUGUGGGUGUGGGGUGAGGGCGAUGAGCAGGUGGUGGUGGUGGCGGAGCCACUGAAUGGGCACCUACACGUGCAGAUCGUGAAUGUCAUCUCUCCCUCCUGGGAAGAGGUGGUGGCAUCAGCAAGCGUGCUCAUCUCCUCCAUCCCCACCCGCAUCACCCUCGACCCCCUCGAACCCAUCUCCAUCGCUCUCCAAACCACCGCUGCUGCAGCCAUCACCACUGCAAACCGCUCCCCCUCUGCCGACUCUCUCGAAUCCCCCUCUAAACCAUCCCCAGCCCCCAUUCUCGCCUCCUCCCUCUCCACCUCCUUCCUUUCCCUCUCCUCCUCCCCUCCCUCCUCCUCCCUCUGCCCCACGCCUCUCCUCUCCCUCCUCCUCGCCCUGGAGGGCGGCCACCACGUAUUCACCCAACACCCCCGCUUCCUCUCCUCCCCGCUCCCCGCCGCCCGCUCGCUCUACCCGCCGCCCAUCGCGCGCCUCGAGAUCGGAAUCAUAUCGGCGAAGAAUCUGCAGCGGCCGGUGCCGAGCUCACUGGGGAGUGCGGGGAUGGAUGUGUAUGUGGUGGUGCGGUAUGGCGGCAUGUGGGCGCGCACAAGGACUGUCAGCUGGGAGGUCAACCCUGUGUGGCGUGAGCAGUUUAACUGGCCUGUUUAUGACCUCUGCACCGUUGUCACCAUCGGUGUGUUUGAAAACAAGCACAACAGGGGCGUAACCACGUCAACAGACACCCCUCUGGGCCGCAUCCGCAUGCGCCUCAGCGCCAUAGACUCCACACGAGCCCUCUCCUCACACCAGCCGCUGCUGUGCCUCACCAAGAAGGGCGUCAAGCAGCUAGGCCAACUGCACCUCGCCCUGCGCCUCUCCCCCUCCAUCCCCCUCUCCCGCCUCGCUGCCACCUACAUCCGCCCCACGCUCCCCCCCGCGCACUACCACUUCCCCAUCCCGGAAUCCCAAGAACCAGCCCUCUUACAGGAGGCAGUGGGCCUGCUGUGUGCGCAGCUGGGAGCAUUCGACCCGCCGUUACGAGCCGAGGUGGUUCAGUACAUGGGGGAGUGCGAUGAGGACGUGCUGUCCGUGCGGCGGCUUAAAGCCAACCUGCAGCGGAUCAAGAUGCUGCGGGCGCGGUUCUCUGCCACGGCUGCUGGCUUCAAGGCCGCCCUGAGGGCCAAGUACGACAAGCUCAUGGACGGUGCUGGGAGGGUGCAACGGGGCCUUGGGGUCAUUGCUGACGCAGCAGAGAAGAUAGAGAUGCUGCUGACGUGGCGAGAUCCAAGAGCCACGUUCCUGCUCAUGUCAGCGUGCACGGCGCUCAUGGCUCUGCUGCUGCUGUUGCCCUUCCGCCCCGUGGCGCUAGCAGUGGGCUUCUGGGCGAUGAGACACCCGCGUCUGCGCCGCAUCACGCCCACCAAGGUCAAAUGCUUCCUUGCUCGCCUGCCCACCCGCGCCGACACCAUCUAUUGA
This is a messenger RNA of Closterium sp. Naga37s-1, 3780 nucleotides long. NCBI's taxonomy places the organism in Eukaryota, Viridiplantae, Streptophyta, Zygnematophyceae, Desmidiales, Closteriaceae. The record is from the annotation of a GenBank genome assembly.